Penicillium antarcticum is the source of this 3966-nucleotide messenger RNA. RefSeq lists its product as uncharacterized. Gene Ontology annotation, molecular function: protein dimerization activity; nucleic acid binding. Bases 1 to 3966 code for a protein of 1321 amino acids. The record is from RefSeq and is a predicted model, not a curated record. NCBI's taxonomy places the organism in Eukaryota, Fungi, Ascomycota, Eurotiomycetes, Eurotiales, Aspergillaceae. The transcript has 6 exons.
AUGUCUCAGCCCUUCGGCGCCUACACGUCGUCUAGCUUCGAUACCACGGACGGUUUACCAUUAGACGCGCUCCAAUACCUUCUCCCCGACGAUUCCAUAUCCCAGCGCGACAGCCAGAGCCAACUACUAUCCGAAAGCCAGCUUGAUUCAGUUCCAGACCUUCCAGACUAUCGAUCUUGCGUGGCUUAUCAGGCCCCAAGCACCCUACCGCGAAUCAAGCCCGAUCGUAUUAACGAAUUCAUUGUUUGCGCGCCAGAAAUGACCGCGGAAUUCGUUAAGUGGUGGCUUGAUACUGGCUAUGGCAAGUCGAAGCGGAUCAACUGGGAUGGGAACCUAACAAGCCGUCGAGCACAGUGCUGGAAAGGGUUCCAACAAGUUGCAAAUGCCAAAGAUGGCAAGCCAGGCGUUAUGUGUAAUAAGUGCUGCACAGUUCUCACGCAUCCAGCUACAAAUCAUACUGGAACUUCAUCGAUGCAGAAACAUCUCGAUGGGCCAAGGUGCCGAAAGCAGCUACCGAAGAAAGGUGCUAGUAGUAUCCGACAACUACUUAGUGACGCGGCCGGGAAAAGACCAGCGCCUACCUUUACACAACAAGUAUGGGAGCAGAUGCUUCUUGAUCUAAUCACUACAUCGAAUUUACCCUUUCUGUUUGUCGAGCAUCAAAAAUUCCGUGACCUCUUUUCCUUCGCACGGCUAGCACCCGAACCACCUAGCUUUCCGUCAAGAAAGGUGAUUCGCGAGCGCCUCCGGGGUUUCGUGCUACAGUAUCAACAGGAGACACUACAAACGCUUCCACCUGGUGCAAAGCUAUCACUCGCACUGGACUGUUGGACUUCACCAUUCCAGGACGCGUUCAUGGCUAUCACAGGAUACUUCCUAGACAAGGAAUGGGAGUAUCGCGAGGUCCUCCUUGGGUUUGAGCCACUUUCUGGAACUCAUUCUGGCGUAAAUCUUGGCAAAAUUGUUCUCCAGAUUCUACAGAAUCAUCAAAUCACUGAUCGUGUACUGGCGGUAACAACUGAUAAUGCGUCUAAUAACAAGACGCUUAUCACUGCGAUUAAUAAUUCAAUCCAUGAACUACAGCUAAAGACGGAUUCAACGAUUAUUCAAGUGCCCUGUCUUGCUCAUGUCAUCCAGUUAAGUCUGGUUGAAUUACUUGGUAAAAUAAAGGCCUCGCCAAAAAAUGACAACACUGAAUUGGAAUGGUCCGAGGAUCGUGUUAGAUCACUGCGUGCGCGCCAGCAGAAGCGAGAUAUCACCGAUACCCUGAACAAGGUUCGAGGCCUUGCGGUUUUCAUUAAUGGAAGUCCUCAACGCAAAGAAGCAUUUCUGAAACUUGAGUCCAAUGGGCAAAAACUUAUUCCAAUCCAAGAUGUUUGUACGCGGUGGAAUUCAACGUUUCUUAUGCUCCGCCGGGCUAAAAGGCUUUCUACCACCUUUGACGAGUACUGUUCGCUCUAUCACCAACCCUAUUUUGCAUUAAAUGCGGAGGGGUGGCGGCAGAUUGACUAUCUACUUCAUAUACUCCAGCCCUUUUUCACAUACAGCACACUAGUCUGCCAGACUAAUGACUCGAGUAUUCACCUUAUCUUUAGUAUUUACAACAGGCUCUUUGAUCAUCUCGAAAGAUCGAUGCAUCAGCUUCGUCGAAAGAGAGUUGCCUGGAAACAGCUUAUGCUUUCCUCCCUUGAGGCUGCAAAAGAUAAACUGUCAAAGUACUAUAGUAUGACGGACCUUGUUGAAGGUGAUCUCUAUGCUAUUGGAACGAUCCUAGAUCCGUCUAAUAAAAUGGAGUUCUUUUCAACAAGUGAUUGGGCCCCAGAUGACACAGGAAAAGACUACACAAAGGAAUAUCGUCAGAGCCUCCAGUCUCUUUUCGAGAAAUACCGCCUACGUACACCAUCAAAUAUAUCACUAUCGGAUGGUAUAUCGUUCCCAGCCAAAUCAGCGCUCGAAAGGAUUCUUAAGGACAAUUCCUUACAGCGAUCAACCAGUCCAUAUCAGGAUGAGCUUACCAAGUACCUCCAGAGUGCCACCGUCAAUGAAUCCGCUCAGGUCUUCUGGAGAAACCACGAGAGAGAGUUCCCUAUUCUUGCAAGCAUUACUCGUGAUGUGAUGUCCAUCCCAGCGACUGGUGCCGGUGUUGAGCGUCUUUUCAACUCUGCCCGGGACAUUUGCCACUAUCGCCGGGGGUCGUUGAGCCCAGAGACUAUCCGCGAUAUCAUGUUAUACAUGUGUACAACAAGGUUUGAUACCAAGGAGGAGCAGCGACAGGUUCUCCAAGAGUAUCUUUCAGAGCAAGAGAUCGCAGCUUCGUCCGAAGAACUUCAUAUUGGAACACAUUGUGCCGAGGCUAUCAGUGACACUGAGGAAGACAUGGAGAUGCACCUUCAUACCCCGGCCAUAGCACCACUCUCAGCCGUUGCCGCUGGAAAGCGGCCGGCUAUCAAUUCUGAAGACGAGGAAGACUCUGAUGCCGAUGACAUUACGGAUCCAGAAGAGACCUCAGCAUUACCAUUACCUGAUACGCAGCAGCGUGUAUCAGCGGUUUUUGAUGUCCCCCGCUCCACGCUCUCGGCGCGUCUUAAUGGCAUCACCUAUGGCGCCGAAACUCGCGCCAACAGCCAUAAAUUGACUGUUUUCGAGGAGGAAUCGCUUUAUAAUUGGAUCCUCUCACUCGACGAUCGUGGAGCUGCUCCUCGGCCUCGUACAGUACGAGAAGCAGCUGAUUUACUACUUAAAGCGCGCGGGUCAACUCCACCUAUUACUGUCGGCGAAAAAUGGGUCGAAAACUUCGUUAAACGGCACCCUGACCUCUCUACUCGAUUCUCGCGAUCGUACGACUACCGGCGGGCUCAAUGCGAGGAUGAAAAGGCGAUUUUAAUGUGGUUUAACUUCGUGAAAGCUACGAUCGAAAAGUACGGCAUUGUCGGCGACGAUAUCUACAAUUUCGACGAAACUGGCUUCGCCCUCGGCCUUACGGCUACUGCGAAGAUUAUUACAAGGAGAACGUACGGUCGGAGAGCCGUUUUGCAACCUGGAAACCGCGAAUGGGUGACCUCAAUUGAAGCUAUUAGUGCGGGAGGGUGGGUGCUUCCGCCAUGCGUCAUUUUCAAAGGCAAGGUCCUUAUGGAGGCAUGGUUCAAGGAUACCAACCUCCCAUUAGACUGGCGCUUCGAAUUGAGUAAUAAUGGAUGGACAACCGAUGAAAUAGGUCUUAACUGGCUCCAAAAGCUUUUUAUUCCAUCGACUACAAGCCGGACGAAGGGGAGGUAUCGUCUUCUUAUCCUCGACGGUCAUGGCAGCCAUCUUACGCCUCAAUUUGACUCGAUUUGCUCUCAAAACGAUAUUAUACCAAUCUGUAUGCCGUCGCAUUCCUCUCACCUCCUACAACCUCUCGAUAUCGGCUGUUUUGGGGUACUAAAACGGGCGUACGGGGAGCUAGUAGACUCGCAAAUGAAGCUUUGCAUUAGUCGUAUCGAUAAAUGCGACUUCCUUACAGCUUAUCCUCGGGCCCGGAGAGAGGCAUUUAAGCCGGAAACUAUUCUUAAUAGCUUCGCAGCUGCUGGCAUCGCUCCUUUUGAUCCGAAUCGCGUGAUUUCGAAGCUAAAUAUACGCCUUAUUACUCCUCCACCUCCUCCGAGUCGAGGAAGCGAUUCUAGCCGCAAUUUUACGCCGAAAACCCCGUAUACAGUGAAGGGCGUACGCCGGCAAGCUUCCUCUAUUAAGAAAAUGCUACAAGAGGACCCCUCGCGCGCCGAAAAAGCCUUUGAGCAGAUCGUGAAAGGCUGCCAUCUAGCUAUACAUGGCGCUACGAUUAUGCGCCAGGAAAACCGCGAAUUACGUGCCGCCAAUGCGAAAACAACCCAGAAAAGGAAGCCUCAGGUCGAGAUGGAGCUGUAUCGCCGACGCCGAAUCGGACCAAUAAGAGGAGACCACAACGAUGCAGCCUCUGUAAAAACCUAG